Molecule: messenger RNA, 1980 nt
Organism: Gastrolobium bilobum
Lineage: Eukaryota; Viridiplantae; Streptophyta; Magnoliopsida; Fabales; Fabaceae
Product: L-type lectin-domain containing receptor kinase IX.1-like
Exons: 1
Coding region: 13-1980 (655 amino acids)
Biological process (GO): protein phosphorylation
Cellular component (GO): plasma membrane
Molecular function (GO): ATP binding; protein kinase activity; carbohydrate binding
Source: RefSeq, a predicted model, not a curated record
GAAGCUCAAGGCAUGGCUGCCACUUUCUGCUAUUCAUAUAUUCUUCCACUAUUUUUGUCCUGUCUUUUCUUUAACCUCCCUGCUAAUUCAAUUCACUUCAAAAUUCCUCAAUUUAAUCCAGGUAAUGCUAACAUACUCUACCAAGGAUCUGCAGGACUUCGUGAUGGAUCAGGUGUUGAUUUCAACUUGAAUCAGUAUACGUGUCAAGUUGGAAGGGUCAUCUAUGCCAAUAGGGUGUUACUUUGGGACUCUAGCACAGGUCAACUCACUGACUUCAAAACUCAUUACACUUUCUUUAUUGACACUCUAAAUCAAACUCAGUAUGGCCAUGGACUUGCCUUUUUCCUUGCUGCUGUUGGAACUGAAAUCCCACCCAAUUCUUCUGGUGGCUUUCUGGGCCUAUUCAACACCACAACUAAAGUUUCAUCCCCUAGCCCAAUUGUUCAUAUAGAGUUCGAUUCUUACCCAGAUCCUGGUUGGGGUGAGACCAUGCAACAUGUUGGGAUCAACAAUAAUUCAAUUUCUUCAUCAGUUUUGACUCGUUGGAAUGCUAGUCUACAUAGUGGAGACACUGCUGAUGUUUGGAUUAGCUACAGUUCUACAACCAAGAAUUUAAGCGUAACUUGGAAAUACCAAAGAACUUCUGAUCCUCAAGAAAAUACCAGUCUUUCAUAUCCAAUUGAUUUAAGGACGGUCCUGCCUGAAUGGGUUGCAAUCGGAUUUUCUGCUGCAACAGGUUCGUUAGGAGAAGGCCAUAAUCUUAUGUCAUGGGAGUUCAACUCAACUUUGGAUAAAGGUGGAAAUAAUACAAAGAAGACAAGGUUGGUUGUGAUACUAACUGUCUCUUGUGGUGUUCUAGUUGUCGUAGCAAUUGCAGCAGCAUGUGUGUUACUCUGGAGGAAGAAAAACAAAAACAAAAACAAAAAAGAAGAGGCUAUGAAUUUAACCUCGAUCAAUGAUGACCUUGAAAGAGGAGCAGGACCAAGAAGGUUCUCACACAGAGAGCUUGCUUUGGUUACCAAUAACUUCUCCAAGGACAGGAAAUUAGGUCAAGGUGGGUUUGGAGCUGUUUACAAAGGCUACUUUGUUGAUUUAGAUUUAGCAGUUGCUGUGAAGAAAAUAUUAAAGGGUUCUAGACAGGGGAAGAAAGAGUAUGUAACCGAAGUUAAAGUCAUUAGCCAACUGAGACACAGGAAUCUUGUGCAGCUCUUGGGUUGGUGCCAUGACAGAGGUGAGUUUAUGCUUGUUUAUGAGUUCAUGCCAAAUGGUAGCCUUGAUUCUCAUUUAUUCGGUAAAAGGGCACCUCUUCCUUGGAGUGUGAGGUACAAGAUAGCUCUUGGAUUGGCCUCUGCAGUGCUCUAUCUACAUGAAGAAUGGGAACGAUGUGUGGUGCAUAGGGAUAUCAAAUCAAGCAAUGUUAUGCUAGAUUCAAGUUUCAAUGUCAAGCUUGGAGAUUUCGGGUUGGCUAAGCUCAUGGACCAUGAAAUUGGGCCACAAACAACAGGGUUGGCUGGAACAUUGGGCUAUUUGGCUCCUGAAUAUGUGAGUACAGGUAGGGCAAGUAAGGAGUCAGAUGUCUAUAGUUUUGGGGUUGUUGCCUUGGAGAUUGCUACUGGUAAGAAAGCCGUUGAUGUUAUGAAGGACAAAGAUGAUGAAAUGGGAUUGAUUGAGUGGGUUUGGGGUCAUUAUGGCAGAGGGGAGCUGCUUGUGGCAAUGGAUGAGAUUUUGAAGAAGGAUUUUGAUGAGAAACAAGGAGAGUGUUUGAUGAUUGUGGGAUUGUGGUGUGCUCACCCAGACGCAAAUCUGAGACCAUCAAUACGACAAGCAAUUCAAUUGCUUAAUUUUGAGGCUGCUAUGCCGAACCUUCCACCAAAGAGGCCUGUUCCAACAUAUCAUGCUCCAACAUAUCAUGCUCCUGCGCCAUCUGUACUCUCAGGAGCAGCAGCUUCCACAACCACAAUCUUUCAGAUUGGUCGUUGA